This is a messenger RNA of Toxoplasma gondii ME49, 1296 nucleotides long. RefSeq names its product ribosomal protein RPS15 (gene RPS15). Bases 435 to 887 code for a protein of 150 amino acids. Gene Ontology annotation, molecular function: structural constituent of ribosome; RNA binding. NCBI's taxonomy places the organism in Eukaryota, Apicomplexa, Conoidasida, Eucoccidiorida, Sarcocystidae. The record is from RefSeq and is a predicted model, not a curated record. Gene Ontology annotation, cellular component: ribosome; cytosolic small ribosomal subunit. Gene Ontology annotation, biological process: translation; ribosomal small subunit assembly. The transcript has 3 exons.
GGGUUCCUCUCCCGUUGCACUGUUUUUGGAAGUUUGAAACGUUUUCGCUCCCGUUGGUAAACAUCCGAGUUUUCAGCCGCUUGAUUCUGGCGUGCUCGCAAAGCGUUGUAAACCCUCACCGCAAGCGCAAAAUGAAGUGGGACAAGACUCAGGGAUUGACGACUUGCUCAAAACUUCGGUGUGCCCGCAGAUAGGUCGACGAUCUUGUGCCCCAACAGCCCCUCUACAAGUCGGACCCACCGAACCUGACCACACCGCUUCGCAUGCGUUUUCUCCUCAGCACGUGGCUCUGCUGUUUCCGGUUUGCCGACGAACCUGCGCAACCGUGAUGACGGCGUUUCUUUGUCACUGAGGACGGAGUUUCCAGAUUUACCACUCCGCUGGGUGUUUGAUUUGUCUCCUCCCUGCGACUGCGUCACAUUAUCCUUCCGAAGAUGGCGGAUGCAGGCGAUGCAGCGGCUAACCAGCCCAAGAGGCGUACGUUCCGUACGUUCUCGUACCGUGGGGUCGAGCUGGACAAGCUCCUCGACAUGAAGAUGGAAGAUCUUCUGGAGCUCUUCCGUGCCCGCCAGCGCCGCAAGUUCCAGCGGGGUAUCAAACGCAAGGCCACCACUUUGAUGAAGAAACUCAGGAUCUCCAAGAAGAACUGCGCCUUCGGCGAAAAGCCCGAACCUGUCAACACGCACCUUCGCGACUUGGUUGUUGUUCCUGAAAUGAUUGGCUCCGUCGUCGGUGUGUACAACGGCAAGCAGUUCAUCAACGUUGAAAUCAAGCCUGAAAUGGUCGGCUACUACCUUGGCGAGUUCUCCAUCUCGUACAAGCCCGUGCGCCACGGCAAGCCCGGAAUUGGAGCGACACACUCGUCUCGUUUCAUUCCUCUGAAGUAAAUUAAGGGACACAUGUCCACGCAAGAGAAGGAAGGCCUGUUCGUCUCGGUUUUGUGGACUGAGAUGGUUUGCUGCAUUCUCUCGUCUGUCUGUCUGCCCCGCUUCCGGAGCUGGGUACGUGGGGAAAAUGGAAGCAGCAACCAGCGCUGAUGUCCCAGCGAUGGUAUGGCGAAUAUGCGUAUCUCUUCAGUGCUCUCGUGUGUUUUGUGAUUAAACACACUCUGAAGUUUUUCCUGGUCUGCGAAUAGUGUACCAGAAAGCUCUGACCAGAGCCACGUCUAUGCUACGUCCCACGCGGAGGCCGUAGGAUGGCCGGUAAAGGCUCGUCUGAUAUGAACGUUAACAUGACGAAAGUUCUUGCACAGGUGGACGUUAAUGCAGAGUUGGGGGUUUACUAGUUGACACAUGG